Molecule: messenger RNA, 7077 nt
Organism: Cherax quadricarinatus
Lineage: Eukaryota; Metazoa; Arthropoda; Malacostraca; Decapoda; Parastacidae
Source: RefSeq, a predicted model, not a curated record
GGUGUUGUGAGGGUGUGUUGUUGUGAGUCGCACUCUCUACCCGCGCUCUAUGUGAAGCAUUAUUUUUCUUCUUGGUUAAUUUGAAUGUAUUUCCGUAGUUAAUUAUUUGGCCUAUAAGUGACGAUAGCAAGUGGUAAUAAACUCAGACACGGCAGAAAAAUAACAGCAAAUUUGCACUUGUAUCGUGACAAGAUACAGCUAGAUGGUGUGUUAAUACAUCACUCCCUCUCUCUGUAUUUCCAGCGAGGCAGUAUCCUAACCUAAAGUGUAAAAAUACUGCACGUGAUACAUAUAUUUUGUUGACCAGUGCAACUGCAGUAGGCUUCAGCAACAGAGAAUAUUAGAGCGGGUGACGCCGGUGGAUCACAGCCUUCUCCUUGCAGUAUGAAAAUGUGGUGAGGGCGUGGUGGCGUGGAUGUGAGAGAAUAUGGUCUCCGGCUCCUCCACCAGCGCCAGCCACGACGGUCAUGAACCUGAGCGGGAACAGCUGAGCUUCGACGUCAACACUGAGGGUCUUCCUCCUGACACAGCAGCCCUCGUUGACCAGAUCAAACAGGUAGCAGAAGAUGUGCUCUACCACUGGAAGACCUUCCCACUGCACCUGCCCCCGCCCGUCGCCGUUCACCACGACCAUACCUCCACUUCCUCUUCAGGAAACUUCGGUGUUGUGGGAGUGGGCAAUGGAGGUGCUGGGCUUGGUAGUGGAGGCAGCGCUGCAGGGGCAGGUGCUGGAGGCCGAGCCAAGCCUCUGGUGCUCAGAGACGUAUUUGUGGUGCCCUCCUUCGACGAGCUUGAUGCUGUAGCUGUAGACUCCAAGGGUGAUCCACGGCGUCUCUCAAACCAACACCUCCACUCCAUCCGUGAGAAGGGGUUGCAUCGAGACAGUCAGGGGAAACGACGCCGUCUCAACGAUUACCAGCUGGAAUCUCUUCUACGUUCAGGAGAGUUUGAGGUAGAGUCACUACACUUCCCAGGUCAGACUCAUCGAUGGCAAGUGUCUGGAUGGCUUCAGAAGGGCAGCGAGAAAGCACAUAACUCUCUGUUAGAUGAUAUAGCUCUUGCCCUCUCCCUUAUUGUUGUCACUGCCAAGAACAGACUGUCCUCCCCAUUGUUCUCACUCUCUCACUCUCUUCACUCAGUCUGGCAGGCAAUUCUCAUGCUUGUAGAUCUAGCAGUAGGCAUUCCCUGGGUUCAAGCUCAUAACUUGGAGGCACGGAUGAAGGAAGAGCGCUGUAGUUACCUAGUACAGGAGCUAACAUGCAAAGAUGGUGAUGUAGAAGGCCUAUGCUCGUGGAUGGUUCAGCAGAUAAAGCGUGCCACAAGAGAGAAAUUUCAGCUGACAGAUGAGAAACAGCCACCAGUACCAUAUAUCUUCACUACUCCCCAGGGCCUGGAGCUGGAUCUCCGGCUCUUUAACAGGUACACAUACAUAAAUUUUGGGGUGAGUAAACUGACCGAAGGGAAUCGUCUAGUACAAGAGGAAUAUUUGGGUCGUGUAUAUACUGUAAUCCUGGCACACCCAGGCCUCCAGGAACUUGGUCCCUCCGUUCCAUUACUACUAAUCAAUCAUGCUAAAGCAGUUUUACUUAUGCACAGGGCACUAGAUGAAGUAGAGAGAAUAUACGAGGAGGGUGAACGUUCCCGGCGAGAGGAGCUCAAGCAUACACAUUCCAUAUUUUCCCGUAUUGAACCUUGGUUGGCUGAUCAGUUAAGUGCAACUCAUGAUACCUUAACAGAGCAACAUAAGUGGCGGCCCCAUGAACAUGCUUUGGCACUGUGUCGGCAACAUGACCUUCAGCAGCAUGCAUACUUUCUCCAGAGAGAUCUUUCUUUUAUGAGAGAGAGGGAACCAGUUCUGAUGAAUGAGCUGAAGAACCUGAAAGUUGCUAUGCGAGUGUUUCAGUGGCGGGCACAAGUUUGGUUUCCUGGCAACUACAUAGUCAGUCGUAGUUUUCAAGGAGAGAGUGAAAUAAUUCCCACGGUAUUGGCAUCUUCUCCCACUUGUAUUACAACUCCACGCACAGAUCCAAAUCACCCAGUGUACUUGCUAGAAAAACAGUUGAUCAGAACAACUUCUACACGUUGGCCUUUUUGGCGCUGGUUUAAUUUUUUGCAUAGAACGUGGGCCUGGACGUCUAAUGUACUCUUCUUCUUUGGGGUAUGGUUACCUCUGUGUUCUCCAGUCAGUCUAAGGGCUCUUCUGUGCCAAGAUCCAUUCAUGUCAGAUUUUGAGUUGUCCCAGGUAAAUGGAACAGUGUGCCCAAGUAAGACCUCACUAACUCCAACUUUAGCCUCUCGGUUACAUACUCUCUGGAGGCACAUUUCUAAAUCUCGGACCCAUUUUGAAACUACACCUGACACAGGUUUCAUUGGUAAAGGAGUGACGCGACACAUGAAUCGUGCUUGGAACUAUGUCAUGAAAGGCAUUGUUGGCACAUUACUACUCACCACUGUGUUUCCAUUAACUUGUUUACUGGUGUCUGUGGGCUCCAUGGCUAUAGCUGUUGCUGCUCCUGUUUGGGUACCUGCAUGUGUCCUGCUAACGCACAUUGCCUGCAUAUUUGUUUAUGAUAUAGACUCCCCAACUGGAAUGAGAAAAUGGAGUGCCAUUCUUCAAGCAAUUGGUCUUCAUCUUAUUGUUCUUGGGGUGUUACAGGCCAUUUUCUCUUUUCUCACAGCAACCUUAAUAUGUCCAGUUUUAGCAGCUGCUGUUUUAUUGUAUGGAUUAGUUCGCCGUGGGUUAAGACAUGUCUGGGAUGCAAUUAUGUUCCAUGCUGUAAUUAAAAAGCGUGGUCGUAUCCCAGCCUCUGAUAGUUUCCUUGUGAGGCGUAUAGCAGGACCUGGCUUACAUAAUAAUUUCUAUUACCAGAUAAGCUGUGAACAGGCAUUAGCAUCUUUUGAAGCAAGACUGGAAAUGGAUGAACUGGCAGUGUAUCAGCAUGAGAUGGAAGCUAUUAUCCAGAAGCCACUUCAUGUUUACACGGAUUUUGUGCAGCAUUGUUUUGGUCCAUUUAGUGGCGUUAUUGGCAGAACUGGCAACUAUGACAGAGUGGAAAGAGAAGUACGAGAUUUAAUUCUAACACUGCAAGAAAAAAUUGACAGACGGAGAAGAGAUCUGGCGUUGGGCCUGCCUAUCAGUGUCAGGUCAAAAAUCAAGCUGACUACCAGAGAAUUAAAGUUGGCUCUUAAACAAGCUACCAUAAUGCUUGAAGACUUCUACCCAUCUCAUGUGUUGAAUCGAAUCAUUGACCAGCAGGGGGCUGAACCUUCUGGCAAUGAUGUUGGGGCAAUUUUAAACCGGCUUGAUACAGUGCAAGGGAAUAAUGCAUCUGCACCAAAGCAUGUAGGAAUUUUGGAGAGAGGUGGUGUGAUAAGUGGAACAAGAAAAGGUGGACCAACAGAACCAAAGUUUGCAACAGUAGAGGAAUGGUGGGACAGCAAAGGACUUGCCUUAGAUACUGUCGUUCACAUGGAAUAUCAGAGAGGUGAUUAUGGAGGCCUGGCUUCAUUAAUGUUUACAGAAAUCUUCAGUUCAGAUUUCUUGACACCAAUGGAAGAGUCAGACACAAGUUUCCAAAUGGAGGUACAUGGUGUAAGCUUAUCACGAUACACAGAGAUGACACGCUGCAUGCUGGAUCGACCUGACUUAGAUGAGAAAUUAACUGUCCAUACACCUCGUGGUAAUAUCCAGGUCCAUGCUCCUUACCUGGACCUGGCCUCCUUCACUCCUCUUGUUCGACAUGGUGUACCCACGCACCGCACAGGCAAGGCAAGCCUUGCAGCCCGACUAUCGCUAAGGCUCAAUCCUGGACGAAGAAUGGGUAAAGAUGAUGUUUGGAAAUCCUUGUAUGGAAGCAGAGUUCCAGAGAAGCUUCUGAUUCCACCACCCAUACCCCAUCCUGCCCACAUCGCUGUUAUUAUCCACAAUCGUGAAGCUUCUGAACCUAUUCAUCUUGAUGCCCCGCUAACCUUACAGGUUAUCCGUACCAUCGAAGAUUCUCCACAUGUUAUUGCAGCUCUCACCUCAUUGGGUGAAGAAGAGACUCCAGUAUCUGACUCCCGCUCCUCCUCCCUUUCACACGAUCGUUCACUUUAUGAUGAUCCCUCCCUUUAUGAUGGACCCUACAGCAGUGCUUCACGAUCAGGCACAGCAGACAGAAGGAGUACUCGUUGUUCACUUGGACGCUCACGCACUGCCACAUUGGAAAUGACAGCAACUUUAGAUCGUAUAUCAACUAUGGAACAGCGCACAAACAUGAAUGAAUAUAAUAGGUCUAGCACGUUAGAAUUAACUCCUACAAGAAUGGCUCAAAGGUUGGCAACACCACUUCGUUCUCUACUUGAGGGACAGCGCCCAUUCACAGUCUCUCUCAAUCUUGCAUCUGCAGAAGAUGUCAGUCUUGAAGUGGAAGAAGAAGAACAGCCUAUUCCUCUCCAGCCCCUUACUCACUCUACUUAUACAACAGCUGUGUGAUAACUAGCAUAGGGGUAGCGGAUAUCCCUCCAUUCAUUCAAAAAAUUUUGUAUGUAAAUCUGAAUAAUAAGGAAUGCAGUUUCUUCUUGGCUAUAAGUGUGUUCUAUCCUUUACUGCCCUGUAGGAUGGUAGAGGAGUACUGUACUGUUUUACUCCAACCAUAAACCUAUUCCAUGUUAUAUUACUCCAUGAGAAAAAAAUUUCUUCUCAGGGCUGAUUCCCAGAUUCAAGGCCCUACUGCCACUGGCUAUUGAGUCAGGGAUUUAAUUGUCCUAGCUUUCAUUUACUGGGCACACACCUGAUCUAUCAUGUUGCUGGAAGAAUGCAUUGGGAGUAUAACAAAAUCAAAAUCUAUUUAGUCUUCUAUAAUUUCUUCUAAAUAUUUCAUGCCUUAUUUUUGAAGAAGACUACUGAAAAGGAGGACACUGCUGAAGUACCUACAGUUCAUAUAUAAAUUAUGGGAAAGAAUAUGGAAAAAUGUCAAUAUGCUACAUAAGCAUAUUGUAUAUGCUCAGUAUGAUAACUGUUGGUAUAAUGCCAGUGGUUGAAUGAUUAACUUACAGAAUUCUGUAUAGUAUUAUGGUUGUGUGGCACAAGCUCGAGUGCAUAGAGGGAUAUAAAGUACAGUGUGUAAGUAUUUAAGUCUGUGAUCAUAUGAAUUUUUUUAAAAUUAUACACAAUAUCCAUUACAAGACUGAAAUUAUUAACAGUAAUAUAAUUUCAGAUGGUCAUUUGUUUUCUGUUGUGAGGACUACAAUUCAUAAAAAUGUGUAUCAUAAAGAUAUUUCUGUAUAUGCAGUAGGUCUUCAUUCUAAGACAGGCUUGUAAAACUAGAUUUUUUUAGAACAAAACAUUAUUGAUAGUCUUUAAUAAUAUAAAUUUAGAUAUAAUAAAAUCUUUAUUUUGCUUAACAAAGUCCAUCUACAAUCAAGUUUCACUUGUUGUCUUCUUAGGCUGGGGACCUCACUGUAUGGGUAAAACAAUGUUUUAAUUACAUUUUCUUGAAGAAUGUUUCAUCUGAUAAUUAUGCACUAUAUUGUUAACAGAUUCUUAAAUAAUAAUAAAAUUACAAACUAAUUUCUCAAUGAAUGGAGCAUUUGUAGGGGACUUUAUGUGGUUAACCCUUCAGAUGUGAGGCAAACACUUUAUCACUGACAUUAAAGGAAUCUUGUCUGUGGUGCAGUGAUAAAGUGCUUGUCUCUGUCUUGCAGGGUUGGAAGAUACUGGCUCAUAUAAUUCCUCAAUCAUAAAUUAAGUUAGUAUGAUCUCAGUGUGUUGGAGAAAUUUGAGCACAUGCAUUCUAUUGUUUCCAUGCACUGUUUUUGAAAACUACAUCUUUUGUCUCUUUAGAAAAAAAAGAGGGGAGGUCUCUUUAGGAUUAUGAAACUUAAUUUUAUAGUUUUAUGAUUAAUUAAAUUAAAUGUAAUGUAAUUUUCUUGUGAUAAAGUGAAGUGCAGUUACAACAGCUGAAAUUAUUUUAUUACUGAAAUUAUGCUAUAAAUCUGAAUUUUUUUGAAAAGAAAACAUUGGUCAGCAUUACCUGAAAGGUUAUCUCACAAAAAUAUUUAUUCUUAUAAAUAAUCUGCAUAUUUUGUAUUGGCAACAUUGGGAUAGAUAGGGAAGUCAGUUUUUCCCACAAUAAUGAUGAGUUAAGAUUAGUUCAGUCAUUACUAAUUAGAUGUGCAUAGUGUGUAGGAAAAUCAAGGAGAAUGCUUGGCUCUAGGGUUUUAAAACAUUGAGCACCAGUAUUGUUCCCAAGUGAUAUAAUUCUACAAGUUAAUAUAUGCAGAAUGUUUAAGAAAACUGUCAUUGUGGUAUCAGACUGUGCAGUUUUGUCUUUAUUUAAGAGUAUUUGAUUGAGCUUUAGAAUGUGAUGUUCUGUCUCAGUAUUUUGUCAGGGAGAUAACAGUUUGGUUCAUUUAUAAAUAGAGCUGUAUGGUCUACAUUUGAGAGUUAGCUUUGUGAAUCUCUUUAGGUAUUUUUUAAGAGAGGUUUUCUUGCUUGUGUUGUUUGAAUUUACUUUUUUUUAUAUAGUACUGUAGUACCAUUGGUAUCACUCUUAUGUAAUAUGCUUUAUUGUACAGCAUUGGAAAGAUAAGACAUACAUUUGUUUAGCAUUAAUCAGUACUCAUUUUCAUAAUCAUUAGAGUAUUCAGUCAUAUUAGUGGAUUUCAUUACUCAUUUCAUGCAUCAUAUGGUUACUGUAGGAUUUAGAAGUUUAAGAUUGAUACUGCAGCUGUUGAGAUGAUUGGCAGUCUUGUGUAUUCUCAUUUACUAAAUUCCAUAAGAGUUCUUUACACAUACAAAUAGCAUUUUUAGUACCGGUUCUGUAUGGAAUUUUUAAUACAGCACAUGUAAUCAAAAAGCUUACAUUGGAUGGAAUUCAUAAAAUAUGAAGUAAUUUUUUAGGUAUGUACUAUGUAUACCUUGACUCAUUUAAAUUAGCAUUAAUUUUGAAAAUUAAAUCGGCAUAAUUAAUAGGACACAAGAACAUUGAGUGUGUGUACAGUGUACAUAAAACUGUGUGCCCAUUUGUAAAUUUUGUAAUAUUUUUUCUUCUUUAAACCUGAUAUCUUGCCAAAUAUAAAUAUAGAACAUGAAAA